Microbotryum saponariae is the source of this 3304-nucleotide messenger RNA. NCBI's taxonomy places the organism in Eukaryota, Fungi, Basidiomycota, Microbotryomycetes, Microbotryales, Microbotryaceae. The record is from the annotation of a GenBank genome assembly.
AUGAGCUCACGCGGAUACGUCGAGGCGUUUGAUCCUCGACGGAGUGGUCGCGUGAGCGUGCAGUCGUUUGCAUUGCCGUCGUCAGUGCAUCCAUACUCUGCCUGUUCAUCCGCCAUCGCCGUGCAUCUCCGCCGGCCGUCCUGCUGCUCGUCGUCGUGGCUCGACGCGUCCGAGCUCCCCGUCUGCAGUACUGACCCUGCCUCUCUCUCCGGCCGACGGCGCCACCACUCGCAGUGUAUCGACGUCCUCGAUUCCGGCCGACCUGCUGCUGUCGAUGCUGCUGUCCAAGUCGUUGCUCGCCGUAGCGCUCUACAUCUCGCGCGACUGGUUGCUCGCGCAGGGCUUCAGCAUCUCCGCGCUCAACGCCGUCGCGCUCGCCAUCGCCGCCGUCGUACUCUCUCUGUGGGAGCAAGUAUGGACCACACCACGCGGAAUAGCCAAGCGGAGAGAGGUUUGUCAUCCCGGAAUCGAUCCUCGCUCUUCGCUCUCUGUGGGCUCGCACGCCUUCUCCGGUCUCGGACUCGGCGGUCGAGCAACUGUGGGGGGGACGAGGAUGUCUCGGCGGUCCACGUUCCUUCCGCCUACGGAUCUCUGACCUGGGCAAUGCGCUAUCGGAAUCUCUGCAGGAGCCUUCAACGUGGAUAUACGCCGUUUUGAUCGCUGCAGAAUCCCUAACAGCACUAAUGGUCCUGUCGCGAAUGACUGUCGCUAGGUGAGCGAGCCCGACGCCGUCUCCUAUUCCCUCUACCGGCCGCAUCUAGCUCAACGGUCGGGCCUUCAUCUCCACCCCAGAUUCGUCAUGCUUUCGUCCUUCGCGUCUUUGUGGGCUCGAGGGGUGCCCAUCAAUAUCUCCGGCGCUGGCGCCAAACGAGCUCAGGGCAAGGCGGAUGCCAUCUUCAUCACCACCGCCAUGAUCGGCGCGAGCUACGUCCUCGACAAGAUCCUCACAGGUCAGUCACCACCCACUCGAGAACAGCGAAACUUCGACAGGGUCGAUCUCCCUUCCUGACUACUUGAACUCGCAUUUUGUCGUAGGGAUGGCGCGCAAGUCGGCGUACGGCGUCCUCCUCAUCCACUUGCUCUUGUCGGGCCAACGUGCCGAUCUCCUCAGCGCUUACCAGAUCGACCUGCAAGGACGAGCUCAUAUGCUGGGGACAAUAGGCGGCGCUUUCUUCGCUCUCGUUCUUGCCUUGGCGCGAUUCACCUUUGUGCGUUCUCCGAUCUGGAUGAAAGAGAUCCACACCAGUCUUUCGCCCGAGAAAGCUGACGCCCAACUUCCUCUGACCAUUUCCAGUUCGGCGUCCCUCUCAUUACCACCCACCUCGCCGCCCACCUUCCACAAAAGGGUACGCCCGUAUUUGAUGCAUUCAGUGCCCCGGACCCCACCAUCGGUCUUCUCGUCUGCGCCGCUGCGUUGCUCGCCAUCACCUCGCACGUCGCGGACCCCCUCCUCUCUCGUGCGCUGCUCGCCCACUUCCCACCAGCUCGGCUAGUCUCCUCAGGGUGGCCAUUGGCACAGCUCAGUACAGCAUUCGUGGGCUACGUCGGCUUUGGUCAAGGGCUGGGCUUGGCGGACUAUGUUGUGGCUGCUCUGGCAUGGACCGGUGAGUCUUGGCGUGUACGCCGGGUUAUCUCAGUUCAAAGUGUGCUGACUGGAAGCCCACUUGCACAGCCAUCGCCAACCUCGUAUCGUCGGAUCCUCGAUCCUCGCUCAUUCCCUCCAACGGAAGCUCGUUUGCAACCCCCUCCCGCAACGAGCCCUUCCUCGGGCGCGUAUCCAACUUCUACCGCCAUUUCCGCGCGACGAUCAAGACGAUCCUUGCGUCGGACGAGUCAAAGCGCAUCUACUUUUUCCUUUGCCUCAACCUCGCGUUCAUGUUCGUGCAAAUGGCGUACGGGAUAUGGACCAAUUCGUUGGGAUUGAUCUCGGAUUGUGAGUCGACUGAAGUCGUGUUGCGACGAAAGCCGAGCUAUGCAGGUUGACACGAUUUUAUUACAGCCAUCCACAUGUUCUUUGAUUGCCUUGCCCUCGGAAUGGGAUUGUUCGCUAGUGUGAUGGCGACAUGGUCAUCAAAUGACAAGUUCACAUACGGGUGAGUAGGGCGGCCAAGAGGGUGUUCGGUGCAUGAACCAUUGAACUUGACCUUUCUCAACCACAGCUACUCGCGAGUCGAAACGCUCUCGGGCUUUGCAAACGGCCUCUUCCUCUGCCUCAUAUCCAUAUUCAUCGUAUUCGAAGCGAUCCAACGACUACUCGACCCUCCGGAGAUGAACACGGGUCAAUUGUUGAUCGUCAGCUCGUUAGGGUUGGCGGUCAACCUCGUGGGGAUGGUCGCGACGGGCCAUGGGCACCAUGGGCAUUCGCAUGGUGGGCAUGGUGGGCACGGAGGGCACGGAGGGCAUGCGGGGCAUAGUAAGCCUGAGGCGGCGGAGAAGGUGGGGAAUGGGUCGGCGCAUAACGGGCAUGCGGUCAGUCGUAGGCCGCUUUCCGGUUACGCCCAGGCUCGGAGUUCGAGACUGACGCAGUGCUUCCUCUGCCUUAAACAGCACGACAAACCCGCAUCAGGGCAUUCGGCGCAUUCGAAUCAUGCGCAUGGCCAUGGGGGACACGGUGAUACAUGUGAGGAUGAUGAUGAUGACGAUUGCGACGAGGAGGAGGGUGGGCAUGGCGCAGGAAGUCACAACAUGAAGGGCGUGUUCCUCGUGAGUGCUUUCUCUUUAAAGUCUGGCCUUACUGAAGCGAGAUGCACCGCAGCUGCUGAAGGUUGCUGGUAUCAUUACAGCACGUUUUGGCUGAUACAUUGGGAUCCGUUGGCGUCAUCAUCUCGACACUGCUGAUCAACCGAUACGGAUGGACCGGCUUCGAUCCAUUAGCGUCCAUCUUCAUCGCCGUGCUCAUUUUCGCCAGUGUCGUACCCCUCGUCGAGGAUGCAGGUCGACUCUUGAUCCUCGACCUCGGGGAAGAGAGGGAGACAGAAGUACGGAAAGCAUUGUCCAAAGUGAGUGGCAAGUCGAGGAUCCUCUACCGCUGUUUCAAGCGGCUGACGACUUCUUUGAAUUCUCACAGAUCAACCAGAUUGAAGGCAUUUCCUCCUUCACGGCCGCACGCUUCUGGUGCAAGGACUCGGCGACCAUGGUCGGGUCCAUCUCGGUCCAAUUGGCCCAAGCUCAGUCGAUGUCCCAUUACGCGGAUAUUGAUAAAGUGACCAAGCGGGUACGCAAGUCGCUGAGGAGCUCGAUCGCGGGUCUCUCGGAUGCGAAUCUCGUCAUUCAGGUCGAACCCGCGGCGGGGUAUCCGUUCUGA